Molecule: messenger RNA, 1203 nt
Organism: Juglans microcarpa x Juglans regia
Lineage: Eukaryota; Viridiplantae; Streptophyta; Magnoliopsida; Fagales; Juglandaceae
Exons: 5
Coding region: 1-1203 (400 amino acids)
Molecular function (GO): RNA-DNA hybrid ribonuclease activity; nucleic acid binding
Source: RefSeq, a predicted model, not a curated record
AUGGGGAAAGUUAAAGCAGUAAGAGGGCUUGGAUUUAGAGAUCUAGAACAGUUUAACCUUGCCAUGUUGGCCAAGCAAGGUUGGAGAUUGCUCCAGAAUCCAAAUUCACUAGCUACUAGAGAUAAGUGGCUACCACAUCCAACUUCUUAUAGGAUUCAAAGUGGAGUUAAAAGUCUUGAUACAGAGGCAAAUAUGGAAGCUCUUAUUAAUCCAGUUACAAAAUCUUGGAAGAUGCAGCUUAUUAAAGAAAUAUUUUCUGAAGAAGAAGCAGCCAACAUGAGCCAAAUUCAUGUUAGCCUUUGCAACAGCCCUAAAAAAAUCUGGAGUUGUACAACAAAUGGAAUUUUUUUUGUGAGAAGUGCCUAUCAUCUGCAAGUAGAGAUUCAACAGAGGGCUAAGGGACAAUCUUCUAACACCUAUGAGCAAAAGGAAAGAUGCGGUAAGCUGGCAGUUCCAAAUGUUGAAAAGGUGUUCCUAUGGAAAGCUUGUAAUGAUGGCCUACCUACAAAGAUGAAUCUCUUCAAAAAGAAGGUUGUUGAAGAUUGUAGUUGUCCUAUUUGUUUACAGUAUGAAGAAAGUAUUGAACAUGCUAUAGGAGAAUGUGAAUCAAUGAGAGAUUGGGACAUUACUAAGCUUAGGGUUGUCUUCAAUCCAAAUGUUGUAGCUGAUGUUCUCAAAACUCAUUUGUGUUCUGUUGUAAGUGAAGAUAAGAGAUUGUGGGCUAAUGAAAAGAAUGAAAUGUUCAGUGUUAGAAGCUGUUAUUGGUUCAUUUUUUACCAUAUGGGUUCUCAAUCUGCUGAAUCCUCAACUAUGCAAAAUCUGAAUGUAUUAUGGAAGCACUUGUGGAAGAUGAAGGUCCCUAAUAAGGUAAAGAUUUUUGCUUGGCGUGUAUGCAAAAAUAGUCUUCCUACAGGAGCUAAUCUAAUGCAGAAGCGUGUUUUGACAGAGGAUAUGUACAGAUUGUUGUUUUCUGAGUUGGGGAGAACAUAUAUUGUAGCUGUCUUAAGGGAUGCUUCUGGUAGGGUGUUAAUGGCUGUAAGUAAAGCUAAAACCGAUAUGGAUGGCAUUAAAGCUCUAGAACUGAUGGCAAUUUUAAGGAGAUUGCAAUUGUGUGUUACCAUGGGACUCCCGAAACUUGUUAUAGAAAGUGAUAGCUUGAUCUGUAUUGAAGCUUUACAGGAGGGAAGGGAAUAUGGUAGCUGA